Nymphaea colorata (pocket water lily) is the source of this 2180-nucleotide messenger RNA. Its product is annotated as probable thiamine biosynthetic bifunctional enzyme, chloroplastic. The record is from RefSeq and is a predicted model, not a curated record. Gene Ontology annotation, cellular component: chloroplast. The transcript is spliced from 11 exons. Gene Ontology annotation, biological process: thiamine biosynthetic process. NCBI's taxonomy places the organism in Eukaryota, Viridiplantae, Streptophyta, Magnoliopsida, Nymphaeales, Nymphaeaceae. Gene Ontology annotation, molecular function: thiamine-phosphate diphosphorylase activity; hydroxymethylpyrimidine kinase activity; phosphomethylpyrimidine kinase activity. The coding region runs from base 367 to 2049 and encodes 560 amino acids.
AUCGGUGGAGUCCGCUGAAUACGACCACCAAAAUGCGAUAUCAGAAUGUCUGCAACAGCUGAAAUGUAAAAUAUCACAAUCCCUUGGGAAACGGAUUCACAGAUUGGUUGUCAGAAGACUCGAAAAGAAGCUUUUGCAGGUUGGGGUCUUCAGUUCGAGGCAAACCACGACUCGCCAAGCUGGAGUUCAGGUGGUGAAAGGUUGAGGUACAGCUGGUCGGAAGCCGGCGGUCGAUCGUUGGUCGGCGAAGAGCUUUUCGUAUAGGAUUGAAGGAGUUACUGCCCAUUGACCGAUCAUGCCAUGAAGGAUGCGAAGGGUUUAUAGGUGGCAGUUUAAGACUUUAAGUUGUGAGGCGGGUGAACAAAGAUGAGUGAUCGGAUGGUGCUAUUGGCCGUGAACUGCUCUUCAGGACACCAUAUCCAACCUCCUUCAGGCAGGCUGCAAUUAGCUGAAAGUUUCACCAAACAUUUGAGACCUCUACGAGCUAACAUAAAGAUGACCUCCCGAAAUUUAAGUGAUGGAACUAUCAAACAUGCAGAAACCCUCAAAGAAAUAAAUGCAAUAUCUAAAGUUCCUCAUGUAAUGACUGUUGCGGGUUCUGAUUCGGGGGCAGGAGCUGGCAUACAAGCUGAUUUAAAGGCUUGUGCUGCACUUGGUGUUUUCUGUUCUUCUGUCAUUACAGCAGUGACUGCUCAAAACACUUGCGGAGUCCAGGGAAUUCAUGAGGUGCCAGAAAAUUUUAUUUAUGAACAACUGAAGUCAGUAUUAUCAGAUAUGCAUGUCGAUGUGGUGAAAACUGGGAUGCUUCCUUCUGUUGGUGUGGUUAAGGUUCUCUGUGACAGCUUGAAAGAGUUCCCUGUUAAAGCUCUAGUGGUAGAUCCUGUCAUGGUUUCUACAAGUGGAGAUGCACUGUCAGGGCCAUCUGUCCUAGAUAUACUUCGGAAGGACCUUCUUCCCAUGGCGGACAUUGUUACUCCAAAUCUUAAAGAAGCGUCUACUUUAUUGGGUGGAACUGAGGUCAAAACAGUUGCUGAUAUGCAUUCUGCAGCAAAAUCAAUCUAUUCUUUAGGCCCAAGAAAUGUUCUGGUCAAAGGUGGGCACCUUCCAGACUCAUCAGAUGCUAUUGAUGUAUUUUUUGAUGGUGUGCAUUCUGUUGAGCUCCAGGCACCACGUAUCAGGGCUUAUAAUACACAUGGAACUGGUUGCACCCUGGCAUCAUGUAUAGCUGCUGAGCUGGCAAAAGGUUCUCCUAUGCUUCCAGCCGUCCAGGCAGCAAAACAGUUUGUUGAGCAGGCGCUUGAGCACAGCCAAGAGUUUCUCAUAGGAAGUGGGCCUCAGCGGCCAUUUAAUCACUUAUUCAUGCUUCAAACUGGUGAUGUGAAACAGCCACAGAAACCAUUUAAGCCAGCUGAUUUGUUCUUAUAUGCAGUCACUGAUUCUGGAAUGAACAAAAAAUGGGGCCGUUCCAUUUCAGAAGCUGUGAAAGCUGCCAUUGAAGGUGGGGCAACAAUUGUCCAAUUGAGAGAAAAGGAGGCUGAAACCAAGAAAUUUGUAGAAGCAGCUGAGGAAUGCAUGGAGAUUUGCAAGUCAUUUGGUGUGCCUCUGUUAAUUAAUGACCGGAUAGAUGUAGCCCUUGCUUGUGAUGCUGAUGGAGUGCAUGUUGGGCAGUCAGAUAUGAGUGUCCCCAUGUCUCGCAAGCUACUUGGCCCUGGAAAGAUCAUUGGUGUCUCCUGCAAGACUCCUGAGCAAGCCCGAAAAGCUUGGUUGGAUGGUGCUGACUAUAUUGGCUGUGGUGGCAUGUUCCCUACAAAUACAAAGCAGAACAACCCUACGAUUGGGUUGGCUGGAUUGAAAGCAGUCUGUGAGAGCUCACCGUUACCUGUUGUGGCUAUUGGUGGCAUUGGCAUCAAGAAUGCCCAUUUGGUCAUGGAAUCUGGCUUCCCAAAUUUAAGCGGUGUAGCUGUUGUCUCAGCACUGUUUGAUCGAGAAUCUAUUUCUGAGGAGACUCGUAGGCUGAAGUCUGUGAUCUCAAAAGUGGUAUCAAACUGAUAUGAAAUGGUCACAGAAUCUGAUAACUUAUGCUCAGUUGGCUUGAGAAAAUAAAUGGAUAAUCUAUUCUUCAUUGUAGCCAAUAAAUUGGUUUGCAUGGAAAUAAAUGGUUUUAGAAAUCUCUGACUCAA